Molecule: messenger RNA, 3396 nt
Organism: Aspergillus aculeatus ATCC 16872
Lineage: Eukaryota; Fungi; Ascomycota; Eurotiomycetes; Eurotiales; Aspergillaceae
Exons: 3
Coding region: 47-3253 (1068 amino acids)
Molecular function (GO): phosphopantetheine binding
Source: RefSeq, a predicted model, not a curated record
CGCCGCUCUAUUUCGACCAUUGACCCGUAAAACAACCGCAGACAGCAUGGGAUCCAACGAUCUCGCACCGAGACUCCUAGCUCAGCUGGUAGACCAGCAAGCAAAAAGUCAACCCGACCGCUUGUAUUGUGUUCACCCAACCUCCCAAGAUGCCGAGUGCGAAUGGCGCCCGAUCACGUACCAGCACUUGUCGUGUGCCGUGGACCGUGUAGCCUGGUGGAUCGAGGAGAAGCUCCAGGGGAAAGAGAAACAGGUCCUUGCGUACAUCGGGACAAAUGAUCUGCGAUACUGUGCUUUUGCGCUCGCAUGCAUGAAAACAGGUCAUGUCGCACUACUGCUUUCCACGCGUAACUCGCAGCCUGCUUUCCACCAUCUGAUCUCAGAGACACGUUGUUCGGUGCUCGUGGAUGGAAGCGAACGAGCUCAAUUACAGAAGAUCAUCGAGGAGGUUGAUGAAAGUUGCUCAGAUCUUGGACUUGAGCGAUGGCGGAUGGCACCAUUUUGGGACAUUUUCGCAUCUUCUCCUGUCCCAGAAUAUCCUCACCUAGAAAGCUACACUGACAUUGAAGACCGUCCAACUUCGAUAGUCCAUAGCUCCGGGACCACGGGGAUGCCCAAGCCCAUCACGCUGACACACGGGUAUCUGGCAACCAUAGACCAGAUGCAGACCCUCCCUGUGCCUCCAGGUCGGGAGCCCGCCAUGGGCGCUCUACGGAACAUGGGCAAGAUGCGAUUUCUUCACGGGCCUAUGUUUCAUAUCAUGGGCCUGCUCUGUCUAGCUGAGUGUAUCUUCUAUGAAACUCCUUUCCUGCUGGCUCCCGAUCGACCUCUCACCCCUGAACUGUUCUCCCGCAUCAUGUCCGCCCCCGUUCCACCUCGAUGGGGUCUAUUCAGCCCCUUCCUCCUGCAAGAUCUCUGGUCCUCUGAACAAGGGCGACUGGCCUUGCUGCAACUGCAAGAAAUGAAUUUUGGUGGGGCGCCUCUCGCCAGCGCGAUCGGAGAUGCGAUCUCUACUCAGCUCCGGCUGCAGACACUAAUGGGCAGUAGCGAGACUGGUUACACGGCGACGCUUCUCUGCGAAGAUCCCGCAGACUGGGACUUUUUUGAAUGGAAUCCAUCCUUCGACCAUCGCAUGGAGGAAGCCGGUGAGGGUCUGUGGCAGCUGGUGCUCCCUCGCCCUUCUUCCCGCCGAUAUCACGGCGUCUUCCACAGCUUCCCGCAUCUGACCGAGUAUCACACCGGAGAUCUCUUCGAACCUCACUCUUCCAAGCCCAAUCUUUGGCGGGCCAAGGGGCGAGCAGACGAUGUCAUUGUGCUUAGCAACGGUGAGAAGCUGAAUCCCGUGGACGCCGAACGCCAUUUGGAAACCCACCCUCUUGUCCAUCGGGCGGCCAUCUUCGGUCAGGAGCGGUUUCAGGUGGCCUUGUUAGUAGAGUCUGAGUGGGACAGCCUGCCGGAAUCCUGGACCCAGGAGUCGCUCCUACGUGACCUGGCACCCAUUCUCGACGAAGCCAAUGGCUUGUUGCCGGCUCAUGGACAGGUCCACCGCACCCACAUUGCACUUGCAUCGCCCGAUCGACCUUUUGCACUGGCACCGAAGGGCGUACUGCGCCGGCGAGAAACCAGCCAACUUUACAAGGAUGUGAUUGAUGCUCUGUAUAACCCUGCACCAGAGCCUGGCAGCACUGUAGAAGAUCUGGACGCGCUGCCAGACUCAAAUCGUGAAGAGUUCCAGUUGUGGGUGCAACGCCUGGUGGCGAAGAUAUCAGGGGUCAGUGCCGUGGAUCCGAGCACCGACAUCGUCAACCUGGGCAUCGACUCCCUGCAGGUCGUUCGUCUUGCCCAGGGACUACAGGACGCUUCCAAUCGGAUCCGAGCGCCCCAUCCGCCAGCAUUCUCCUGGACCAGCGCCGCCGUUUAUGAACAUGCGACCGUGCGACGACUGGCCGAAGCGCUGUAUAAACAAAAGGGCCAGGGCUCUGGAUUGGAUAUUGCGGAGGGCCAGACACCCUCGUCUGUCAACUGGCCGCGCGACCAUACGCUGACCCGCGCGGUCUGGCAGCAGGCACAAGAUUUGCAGCUCCGUGGGAAGACCGUGCUGCUGACUGGAUCCACAGGCGAGCUUGGCAGCUACCUCCUACAUGAACUGCUACAGGACCCGACCGUCAUGCGGAUCUAUUGCCUUAAUCGCUCCGCGGAUGCUCAAGCACGACAGCUGGUCCAGCUCCAAGAGAAGAGGCUCGCAGACGGCUGGCUCCAGGAAACCUCCCGCGUACAUUUCUGGCAGGCCGACCUGAGCCAGGAGAGUCUCGGUCUGACAUCGGAUGCAUACCACCACUUGCGCGAGCGGGUCGACGUGGUCGUGCACAAUGCGUGGAUGGUGAACUUCAAUCUGCCCCUUUCGAGCUUUGAGACCCAGUUGGAGGGGACACGGCGCCUGCUGUCCUUGAUCGAGGGCUCGACCCGCCAGGCGGCCCUUCAUUUUGUUUCGUCGAUUGCCGCCGUCAGUGAUUGCAGGUCGGAUGCGCCGGUCACCGCCAGCCAUAUUACCGAAACGCUGCAUGACCCGUCCUUAGUCCUCCAUCAAGGUUAUGCGGAGUCGAAGUUUGCGGCCGAGGUAUUUUGUGACCUGUUCGCACAGGAGCGCCCGAACACGAUCGCCAUUCAUCGAGUAGGUCAAUUGGCAGGCCCUUCGCAUGCAAAGGCGGGCAUGUGGACUUCCCGCGACUGGUUUCCUGCUCUUAUCCGGACCUCCCACACCUUGGGAGAGCUGCCUGACAGCCUAGGGUCAAUUCCCGUGGAUUGGGUUCCAAUUGAUAUCGCUGCUCGAAGCAUUACCCAGAUCACCCUCGCGCGAUGUGGCGUCGACUCAUUGUGUUCGCCCCCGGCACGCCGUGCAGAGGUCUAUCAUAUCGUCAACCCGCAUACCAGCCCCUGGGAGCCACUGGCGCGGGUGGCGAGUCGUGCCUGUGGUGCUCAGAUCAUCCCCCUCAGAGACUGGAUCCAGAGCCUGGAACGACGGCUGUCGGACCCGAACCUGGAGCAGACCACCUUGCAAGACUUGCCUGCGGCAUCACUUAUAGACUUCUUCGCCGUGCUAGCCAGAUCCCAGGGCUGGGUACGACCUCCUGCGGAUACAAGCAAUGCGCAGAAGUUCAGUGCCGCCUUGCGCGGGCUGGGACCGGUAGAUGCUUCUUUGAUGGAAGUGUGGCUGCGACAGUGGAAGGGUUGGAUACCGGGGCUGCGUAUCUAGAAAUUGGCCUUUUCAUUUCGCCUCUUUGGGAAUGAAAGUGCGUUCAUGCGAGGUUGGUAAUCUAGGAAGCAGUAUGUCUUGCCGUCGAAUUCGUCAGGUAUACAAUCUGUGCUUUUCCCAGUGUGUUCAGUGGGGUUCUCGAU